AUGGAAGUAGAAUCACCAAAGCAAUCCUACAACGAAACAAUCCUAGACAAACAGGCAUGCAACCAAGGAAAUUACUACGACAUGGAACACCAGUCCACCCCAGAAGGGUGCAAGGGUAAACAUAUAGAAGGUUCAAUUCCUCUAUCACCAGAAGAAAAAGAAAGAUUAUACCAGCCAUGGAAAUUCUCAGUAAUUAUCAAAGUCUUCAAAAGAAAAAUUCUUCAUCACAUGCUACGCCCUAAAUUAAUUGAACUAUGGAAGCCAUCCGAACAGUUAAUCUUGAUUGACCUAGGAUGGGACUUCUUCAUAGUGAAAUUUAAUUUAGAUGAGAGUAUGGUGAAGGCACUGCAUCUUGGACCAUGGUUUAUAUCUGGCCACUUUCUUUCUGUCCGAAAAUGGGAACCAAAGUUUGUUCCACAUGAAGCCACGCUUACUUCUACUGCCAUCUGGAUAAGACUACCUCAACUCCCAACUGAAUUCUACGACAAAGUCAUUCUAGAGAAAGUUGGGAGGAAACUUGGGAAACUCCUGAAAAUUGAUCAAUGUACCUCCUCCACGUUAAGAGGGAGAUAUGCACGCAUUUGCAUCCAAGUGCCAUUGGAAUCGCGAGUGAAAACAUCAGUGAUCAUUGGUGACCAUAAACAAUCAGUGAUUUAUGAAGGAGAAGGAACACUAUGUACAAGUUGUGGGAGGAUAGGACAUACAUCCAUAAGAUGUACAUACAGCCAGCGUCAACCAGUAGCAGCCAAUGAUUCUCAGCAACACCAUCAAACGGACUCCCCACCGAAGGAGAGCCAAUGGAAGACAAUAACAUUCCCAAGAAGACGGAAGCAGGGACAGCUAAAAACAUCUCCAAAUGCGGAAGAUCAUCCUAUUAGACAACACAACAAUAUGCAGGUAGAGGAAAGCCAGGUAAAUAAGUCCAAUGACUUUUCAGGUAAGCCCCCCCAACCCAAAGCUUUUAAUUACAACGUUAAAAAUCAGAUAAACAGUACCCAAAAACUUCCAAAGAGGCAACAAGGACCAACAAAAAUAACCACCAGCGGCCCAAAAAUGCCAAGGCGCUUGCCUACCCCAAGUACAACAGAGCUGCACAACACGGGCUCUAAAAGGAAAGCGGGGCUCAAUUCUGAAGACCCCACAAUUAGCACCCACCAGCCCAAACCACCAGUGGGAUCCAGUCCAACUACUGAGGCACCAAUUAUUACCUCAAGUAGCGUGCCCAAUGGGGCCAUCCGCAUGCAAUCAAAUGAACCGGAAACCUUAGGCCCCAAAGUCUAUGCUUCCCCUACCACAUCUACUGUGAACACCUCUAAUGGAGAAAACCCAAGCGACAGAUAUGGCAAUCGAGUGCCCUGUCUGCAACUUCCCCCUUCAACAAUCGAAAAGACCCCAAGGGUCACCUCCGUUACAUCCACAAUUAAUAACCGUCCAAAAACCCUAAUCCCAAAAUAA
Molecule: messenger RNA, 1455 nt
Organism: Nicotiana attenuata
Lineage: Eukaryota; Viridiplantae; Streptophyta; Magnoliopsida; Solanales; Solanaceae
Exons: 1
Coding region: 1-1455 (484 amino acids)
Source: RefSeq, a predicted model, not a curated record